AUCUUAUGGUUUCUCUUUGCCAUUCACUGAACAUUUCUGUCAGUUUAUAAGUUAAUAUAUUGUUCUGUUGGCAGAUUGUUCCGGUUCCUUCUGAGAGUUUAAACCGGUACAGAGGGUGAUCGUGAUAACUUGAGUAGUGAUGACGGAGAAAGGUGGUGCUGCUGCUCCUGCAGCCCGGGCGGUGCUGCAGCAGUGUCUGCAGGCCAGCCUCCAGGUGAAGCCAGCAGAGGAACACUCAGAGGCUCAGGUUGUCCAGAUCGACAGAGGAAUGGUGAUCUACAUCUGCUUCUUUAAAGGAGCCACAGACGACAUCCUGCCCAAAAUGGUAUCCACGCUGUUGAACCUGCGGCUGUGUGAGUCCGACUCGGGGAAGAUGUUGUCGGUAUUGGAGCUUCCCGGCAGCCUGCUCAUCGUCCCUCAAGCCACGCUGGGCGGGAAGGCUAAAGGCAGAGCCAUGCAGUACCACAACAACAUCGGCAAAGAGGACGGACUGCGGCUCUACGGUGCCUUCGUUUCUCUGUGUGAGAAGGAACUGACGGCUGCAGCUGCUGAAGUGACGGUGAAACAUGGGACAUAUGGAAACAGACAAGUGCUGAAGCUGGACACCAACGGACCUUACACGCAUCUGAUGGAGUUCUGAGAAAUGAAGCUUUGCAAGGACCAAUUAAUGUCUUAAUAUCUACCAACAGGAUGGAAACAGUCACUAAGACUUUAUGUCUAGAGCUGCAGCGAUUAGUCGAUUUGAAGAAAAAUAAUCUGCAACUAUUUUAAUAAUUGUUAAUGUAAUUUUUCAUGUAAAAAUGGCAGAAAAUGUGCUGCUUUUCUCUCUUUAAUAUCAUAUUUAAAUGAAUAUAUUUGGGGUUUGGACUGACAAAACAAGACUUUUAAAGACCUUGGACACUGAGAAACUGGGUUGGACAUUUUUCACUAUUUAUUUAUAUUUAAUAGAUCACACAGAUUAAUCUAGAAAAUAAUCUGCAGAUUAAUUAAUAAUGAAAAUAAUAGUUAGUCGCAGACCUAUAUGUAAUGGUAUUAGAUGUGUGCAUUUGUGAUACAAAAAUUAAUAAAAAAAUACACAGAUCUGGGAAGCUUUUUUAAAUUGCAUUGAAAGAUUAUACAGUAAAACUGAAAAAUAAGCUUCAACUAAUUUAGUAAAGAAUAGAAUAAAGUGUGUCCACCCUGUGUGCCCGAAUGAUGCAGGAGUCUCGUCCGGGCCAGCAGGGGGCGCUCAGGUGUGUUUCCGGUGACGGAAAUGAACAGCACUCUUGUAAUCUUGGGUUACAGCAGUUUUUACAACCUGCGUCAAAACUGCCCUUCUGUGAAGAGAGCAGCAAGUAGGAACAAUAUCAUUUCCGGUUAAUCGAAUUUUCUGCCAAAUUAAAAGCACAUAAUUUAGAGAAGACGUUGUAAGAGUGCUUUUAUAAAACUAAGACCUAUAAAUGUAUUUGCAACAGCUCUGAGAGGACAAUGUUGAUAUGGCUCUCUUACUUGGAUUUAAAUUCCUUUUAAUAAAAUACAUAAUCUGAAACGGGUAGAGUAAAAAUAAAUCAUUGUAAACAUGACAAUUAAAAAAAAUAGCAUGAUUUCUGUGAUGUGAAUUAUAACUUUCAAAAUGCUUAAAGUGAGAUAAGAUAAGAUGUGCCGUUAUUAACCCCCAAUGUGAAUUUGUAUUGUUGCAACUACAAAAAAUAUUAUUACAAAUUAAAUUGUAAAUAAAAAUAAAUGUAUGUAAACUAAAAAUAACAUU
Messenger RNA from Cottoperca gobio, 1747 nucleotides. It is a transcript of the gene dtd2, whose product is annotated as D-aminoacyl-tRNA deacylase 2. Gene Ontology annotation, molecular function: D-tyrosyl-tRNA(Tyr) deacylase activity. Bases 140 to 640 code for a protein of 166 amino acids. Gene Ontology annotation, biological process: tRNA metabolic process. Lineage: Eukaryota; Metazoa; Chordata; Actinopteri; Perciformes; Bovichtidae. The record is from RefSeq and is a predicted model, not a curated record. Gene Ontology annotation, cellular component: cytoplasm. The transcript is spliced from 3 exons.